Drosophila navojoa is the source of this 505-nucleotide messenger RNA. RefSeq names its product Growth-blocking peptide 3 (gene Gbp3). The record is from RefSeq and is a predicted model, not a curated record. NCBI's taxonomy places the organism in Eukaryota, Metazoa, Arthropoda, Insecta, Diptera, Drosophilidae.
UCAGUGUCGACAGCUCGAAGCGUAAACAUAUUGAAAAUGAAGAGUUUAUUAAUUCUACUCGCGCUCUGCGCUGGCUACACACUUUGUAACGGCGAAGGGCUGCUGUCGCGCCUACUGCAUCGAGAUGCAUCCAAGACAACGACGACGACAACGGAGAGGUCCGUCAAGCAGCUGUACAUCAACAACAACUUGCCGCAGCUGGAGAGCGAGUGCAUCGGGCACUACGCGUGCAGCAAGAAGCUGACGAACGUGCCCGCGCCCCGGCCCUGCGUCAAGUACUGCCUGAAGCGCAUCGAGUGCCCCAACCAGAAGGUGAUUCGCGGCAAGCCCAACCAGUGCGUCGAGCUGGACGAGAGCCAGGUCUUGGCGGACUACGAGGCCACCACCGUGCGGCCCUCCUCAGCUGCCACCACCGAGAAGAUCAUGGAGGUGGCCAUGAUCGACUUCCCCUGCCAGCCGGGCUACCUGCCCGACAGUCGCGGACGGUGCCGCGAGAUAUGGUAAA